This is a messenger RNA of Racocetra fulgida, 411 nucleotides long. Lineage: Eukaryota; Fungi; Glomeromycota; Glomeromycetes; Diversisporales; Gigasporaceae. The record is from the annotation of a GenBank genome assembly.
AAGGUUCUACCAAUCGCAAAUGUCCUUAUACGGAAUUAAAAUCUGAUUCACAAAAGAACAAACGAAUUGCAUUAGCAGCAAAAGAUUUAAACAUUCAAACAGCAGAACUUUUUUAUAAUCAUCAAUUUGUUAAUUCAUUAGAUACUAAUAUAGUAAAACUUGAAUUAGCAAAGCUUAAAAUUGCGGAUAAAGAUAUAAUUCUUGAUUAUGAGCUUAAAAAUAAAAACAAGAAACAAUAUUAUAACUCUCUUAUUCAAAUAUGUGACAAAGCAUUAAUUUUUUGUAAUAGAUAUCAAAAACUAGCAGCUAUAGAUUCAAAUAUAGUUUGGGAAUAUUUACUUGAACAACAACGUAAUAAUAUUAAUGAUCAAAUGAAACAACAUUUACCAAUAGUUUUAUUUAACAUUAACU